UCGUUACGAUAAGCCGAUUUCGAGCGUCGUGCCGGUGGAACCAACAGUAAAGCAGCUUUGUGAUACCGUGUGCAUGGUGCAUAUGUGACCAGCAUCCGUUCUCGUUCUGUACGAUACAACCGCAAUCAAUCAGUUUUCAAAAACCCUGGCCCCCGGUUCAACUCGCAGAGAGCCGGAAAAAAACCAUCACUACCUGACUGAAUCCAACGUUCCAUUGCGACGGCAAAAGCGGUUGGAAAAUUGCAUGAAAGCAGAAACCGACAGGAAAUCCGGACUCCAGUUCAUCACAAAAACCGAAGCGAUUACACCAAACCCAUCGUUCAUUGUCGAGAAGCAUCCGCAGCGAGAAGUGGCAAUUGCAUUCCCAGGAAGUAACAGCUUUUUGUGUGCAAAACAACAGCGCGCUCAAAACUGCAAGAAUUGACGACCGCCAACCAACCACCAACCACCACCCGGGGUGCCACAAAAAGGGACGCUUUUCCGCUCCGCAUGCUGAACAAGCAGAUAAUGAUGCCAUAAUUUAAUCAAGAAAUUUAUCCUUGCUUGCUUCUUUGUGAUGCAUGUAUUCCCCCACAUGACGACACCGACGAGGACAUCGUCGACGACGAUCCGAGAGCGGACGACAUACGAUAAUAGGAAAAGAUUUUUAGAAUCGAAUCAAAACGAACAAGCAUGUGGAAUGUCUCUGGCUGGAAACGCAAGAUGUCACUUCCACGGAGGGAUGCGGCAUGGUAUUGUGGAGUAAACGGGAAAGAUUGUGUUCUUAGGCAGCAAAUUGAAUAAAUAUCUAAUGUGGAACAGGUGAGUGGGCAAUCGAAUCCCACCGCCAAGGCAAGGCCAGUGGUGUGAGAAAAAGCUCGUUCGCUGGAAACGUGGCGAUACCCUCCAAUGAGACGAAAGCGUCUGGCUGCCACGGAUAGCAGCCUGACAUAAAACGGAUAGAUUAUUCAUACGACGUUGUUUCGCUCCAUCGAAAGCCAUAGUCUGUUUGGGUCCGGAAACCACCAUAAAGUAGAGCCAAUUGUGAGCGUAACAAAUCCUCAACGAAGGAAUGGGGGCGUAACCGGGUCCCUAAUCCAGUUUACCAUCUUUAUGUAUGGAUCCAAGAUUUUUGUCAUCAUUGUCGACAUUGAUAGCGUCACCGGUAACACCUACAGUAGCUGCUGCCGUCGCGUCGGAGGCUGCUGGCAGUGCUGUCGAAACUGCCACCGCAGCCAUCAUCAACUCAACAGCGACCUCCAGAUUUCUGGAAUACCUGACGAACGGUAGCACAACCGUUUCGCCACAGUCCGCCCUCGCAAAUCAUCCUGUAUCAGUAACCCUCACGAGCUCUCUAUUAAACAAUCUUAGCACCGAGAGUCCCCUUGCAAACCCGACCGAUAAUGAUAUAACUUUCCAGACAGUGGCUGUAAGCAUAAUACUACUAGCCGUAAUCAUCGGAACCAUCAUCGGUAAUGUGCUAGUUUGCGUGGCGGUUUGCUUGGUACGAAAGCUACGUCGACCCUGCAACUAUCUACUAGUCUCCCUAGCGAUCUCCGAUCUUUGCGUAGCCGUUCUCGUAAUGCCAACAGCUCUGUUGUACGAAGCACUGGAUGAAUGGAAGUUCGGGACGGCCUUCUGCGACAUCUGGGUGUCCUUCGAUGUGCUCUCCUGCACUGCUUCAAUCUUGAACCUGUGUGCCAUCUCAGUGGACCGCUACUGGGCCAUUACCAAACCGCUCGAGUACGGCGUUAAAAGUACCCCCCGCCGUAUGAUCGCCUGUAUUGUGCUGGUCUGGCUCGCAGCAGCCUGUAUAUCGCUCCCACCCCUACUAAUCCUAGGUAACGAACACAUGACCAACGGCCAUCCGUCCUGUUCGGUGUGCCAGAACUUCUUCUACCAAAUAUAUGCGACACUUGGUUCCUUCUACAUCCCGCUAGCGGUGAUGCUCUUCGUGUACAACCAAAUCUUCCGUGCCGCCCGUCGGAUCGUGAUGGAGGAAAAACGAGCCCAGAAGCGGCUCGAGAGUGCUAUUAACGGGAGUGUCACAACCACUACUACCACCCCGACCAAAAAAUAUGGCCCGGGUGGCACCGUUCUAGUCAGUACCCCGCAGCACAAGCGACUUCGCUUUCAGCUAGCCAAGGAGCGCAAAGCAUCCACCACGCUGGGGAUCAUCAUGUCGGCCUUCAUCAUCUGCUGGCUGCCGUUCUUCAUACUCGCCCUAGUGCGGCCCUUCCUUGGCGAGGACCACCCGACGCUCUCGUCGUUGUUCCUGUGGCUGGGCUACGCCAACUCGCUGCUGAAUCCCAUCAUCUACGCCACCCUGAAUCGGGACUUCCGGAAGCCCUUUCAGGAGAUCCUGUUCUUCCGCUGUUCCAGCCUGAACAACAUGAUGCGGGAGGACUUCUACCACAGUCAGUACGGUGAUCCCGGGUCACAGCGCCUGGUCGCCAAGAACCUCGGUAGCGCUAGGGAGAGUUUCCUUUAGGUUGUAAGAGGCAUUAGUUAAACCAUGGUCGACGGUAUCCAUUGGCCGAACAGACGUUUAGUAGUGGCAAGUGUUAAGUAAGAUGCUUUUUUAUCCCACGGUGGGUGUUCAGCAUUUCAGUGAAUUAGUUGUGGGAUUCCGACUCACAACUACUCAUCGAUUUUUCGAACUAUCAUCAUCUCUACGGAAGUUUCUUUAUGCAUUCCAAUCUUCCUUUGAGUCCUUGUAAAUCCUCUUCGAACAUAUGCUGUUCAUAAUUGUGCUUUCAGUGGUGCUUUCAGUCCUUAUCCAAAGUCUUUAAGGACAGUUCACCGUCAAUGUGAUACAUUUUACGUUUUCCAUAACACAGAUUACUAUUUCUUGUCUAUUUUUUUGAUUAUCUUGGUAAAGUAGUAAUGCUACAGCACAACUUCGAUUGGCAUUUCGCCUCAGUUCUUAACCAAACCAAACCAUACUUCAUCCAACUUUUCUUGCGAGAAUAAUACUCCCAAAUGCUGAAGUCUAUUGGAUACAAAUCGUGAGACGAUGUGGGCCAUUCAUGUCGUUUCAAGGCCUUAUGGGCCGGCGCUGAAUCCUGUUGAAGGCAGAAAUUUUCUUCUUCAAAUAAUUCCUUGGCACAAAACAGUAUUUGAUGAUGUGUUGUAAAAAUAACUCUUUGCCUUUGUGUCACACCUCUAUGGAUGAGUGUGAACAUUCCUUUGGUGUCCACUGGAAUACAAUGUUCGAGCGACAUAGCAUGCGCUGCCAUAACUAUUCCUCAAAUAGUGACGUCAGUCGUUGUGUUUAUAUUCGAUUGCCUACCAAAUCCAUGUGAAAAUGCUACUUUCGGUAUGUGUAUUAUCAAUGAAAACCAUACAUUUUAUUGAAGUUCCCGUUGAUUAUGAAUAUAAUGUGACAGCAUGCAGUGGAUAUUUGUGAAAUUACGUUGAAAAGAACGAUUAAAAGUGAUAUUUCAGUACAACAUUUUCACUCCCCCACGGCCAUAGAAACGAACGAACUUUCAUUGGUUUUACCAUACCGUAUUGCUCUCAGUGUCGGCGUGUGUGAUGUGGAAAAAAAGUGUUCAAUUGAGCAGCAUUUCACCGGAAAUGGGAAUGAUUCCGAGGACUAAGAACACGACUGCUCUCUGGACCUUUUUACCAUAUAAAUAAUGGAAACAAGUAACAAUACAAUUGCCAUCUGUUAAACAACAAACCGUUGCAAUAUUUCAUGAGAAAUUGAGUUCAAAUCAUCAUGAAACCGAGAGUACAUUGAACAUUGUUUUGUUUGUUCCAUAUACAUUUCAUAGAGAUCGCAAAUAAUUACGACACGAAAUUUUGCAUGCGAAUUCAAGUAUACUUCGCCUACUGCUUCACCUCGAUAUGUACCCCAUUGGUAUCCACCAAACCAUCACAGCUAAAGCAUUCUAAAAUGAAUCCACUCCUGGAAUAAGCUGGAAUAAGAUGAAAAGAUGCCUUUUGACGUAGGAUUACGUCUUUCGGGAACAUAUUGGGGUACAAAUUGAAAAUCGAAAAUCGAGCACAUCGUGAAAAUUGUCCAAUUUCAAACGCUCAUUGCUCAGUCAUUUCUUGAUGGAUUGAUGAAAUUUUUGCGUCAAUAGAUUUCGGCACUCCAUAACAAUUUUUUGUUUUGAAGAAAAUAAUAUAUGUCAUGAAACUAACUAUCGAACAAUUGAAAAAUCUCAGCCCCUAUCCUAACGGAAAUACCCACUUCUGAUUGAUCGAAAUUGACGACACAUGCGGCGGGUCCCUAACAGAGACAUCAAAACCAAACUGCCUGGGGGGAAUCGACAUUGAAAAUACAUGAAGGUAGGGGGUAGUGAUCUCCGAUUUUUGAAAUUAAUCGUUCAUCAGCUAAUCGAGUGCUUUUCAGCAGUUUGAUAUUCGAUACGAUUAAUCGCCCCAAAUAAUCGAUUAAUCGAUUAAUCGUCACACUGAGAGGAAUAAUUAGUUAGACUAAUAUUUCUCAUUUGCUAGAAAGCCAUCUAGAAUCAAAAAAGUGUUCAUUCCGCCUGAUAAUCAAUUAUUAUCUUUUACGCUAAACUCGUAAACGAAGCUUAAUUCGCAUUGACGGCAUUGAGCUUCCUCGACGAGUUCAGGGGAGCGUCAAAGAUAAUAAUUGAAGUUCAGGAUGGAACUGCAGCGGCCGUACGUUUUUUUCUCUGGAUCGAUUAAUCGACGAAAAUUAUUCGUUCGCUUCGAUUAUUGGUUGCGCAGUAUUCAUUCGAUUAAUAAUCGAUUUCUGUAGAAAGUAUUCGAUUAAUCGAUUAAUCGAACGAUUAUCGGGAAUCACUAGUAGAGGAAACUUUUGUUCCUACCACAAUGUGUUCCCUAACAGAGACAUUAAAACCAAAAUCACUAUCAAAGAGUUUAACGAUGUAAUUCUUCAAACAUAUCUGAAAUCAACAGAUAGCCUAACGGAAUCCUACGUCAACUAUGUGGUCGUGUCUCGGACACAACCCUCCUGUGACUUUUUUGUUGUGAACAACGUGCGUCUUUAGCAGCAAUCGAGAUCUGGCAACCCUGUGGGUAAUAUCCGUAAAUAUGCUGUCCUUUUUUAAAAUACAUGUCCAAUGUAUUUUUUGGUCGUAUCAACACAACAAAAUAAAUCAUUAAAAGAUUUUCUCAUAAUCCUCUGAAUUGUAUGAUGGUUACAGAUGGUUUGGUUGAACUUUGCCUUCAAAUUAUCUGCCCUUGACGCUCCUCCUUGAGCCGAUACAUAGUUCUUCGCUUUCAAAUUGUGGAUCUGUGGAUUUUUCUGUAAUUGUGGAUGCCAACCAGUUUCCGGACAGUGUUUUGUUGGAAUUGUAAUGCGAAAAUAUAUAGUGCAAGUUAUAUCUGAGUCACUCAAUUUUUACCCCAUAAGAUUCGUCUUGAGUAGCCUUAAUUCGCGUUAUCCAAGCUUUGUUUACUACCUGCUUCAAUGAAUUGAAGAAAUUGGCGCAUCAAACCAUUGAGGUUUGGUAGCUUGACGAAAUUUUGAGGGUUUAUCAGGAUCGCAGUUUUGAUAUCAGCUUCCUAGCUGCAUCCAAUCCUUUUUCAGCUUCUUCUGCAUCGACACUAACGUAAACAUCCUCAGGCAUCCUCAGAAAGUCUUCAAAAGUUCGCGAAAUUGAGAACUUUCUGAUUAAAACGUGCAAUUGACGUUAUUGAUGAGCGGUAGAACAAAGUUUAGGAACAGCAUAUUCGGUUUAGUCAUAAGAUUGUUUAAAUGAGUCAAUAUACGAUUGGCGGAUUGAUUAUGGUUACAUACUUAAGAAAAGUUUAAGUUCUUCAAAUCGCUCAAUAUUUCGCUUAACAACUGCCUUCAACGAAAGCCAUCUCGUUGCGUUGCGUUCAACAUUUUUAUAAGCCAUGGCAUCUAUUCCUGGCACUAUAAUAAAUUUAAUAUUUAAAAUUGACUUUGCUGAAAAAAAAUAAUCUGUACAUUCUUUAUCUUUGCUGAAAAUCUGUAAUUCUGUAUAUACAGAUUCUUAAAUUUGGCGAAAAAUCUGUUAAAUACCGAAUUUAAACAUGUGUCGCAAUCAAAACAAACAAACAAACACAGCUGAGUUCACAUCGGAGGGCACCCCAAUAUGUGUAGGGGAAAUGCGGUUAAAAUGAACCAGUGCUCAAAUUCCGAUAAUUCAACUAAAAACCAAUCGAUACUUCUUGAUUAUCCUAAUCUUAGAACACAUGAAGCUAUUUAAGACACCAUGUUAUGCAUGAAACUGUCAAAUGUGGAAAAAAAAAUAAAUGAAACAGAAAUUUCUCACGCAGUGCCCAUUCGAAUGUAAUUUUGCGCGCAUCGUAUUUAAGGAAUUUCCCGUGAAAUUAAAGUUAUAAGAGCUGAUAUCUACGACAAAUUAUUAGUUUGGACGACCGUUCACAUAUUAGGUAAACUGAUAUUUUGUUUGAUUUCAGCGAUAAAUUCGCAUUCGAAAUUACUUUGUUGUUUGGGGCAAAAUGAGCCACCUACGGAUAACGACUUACAAUGUUAUGUUUUCUGGAGCUGAUAUACCUCAUCACAUGUUGCCCUUCACGGUAUCCAUUUUGUGGCUUCGACCUUGGGAGAAUAUGCCACCUCAAACAAAACCAAACCACAAUAUGUGAAGCGUUAUGUGGUUCCUACCUCGUCUUUGUAGGGGAGGUGGAGGUAAAACGGACAUGUUAAAAAGAACUUCAAUUAUAUCUUAGGAAACUCAUGUUUUCCAAGACUUUGAUGCAGUUUCUUGCAAUUCAAUACACUAUUUUUCUACCUAAUUGGCCAAAUAUUUUACAAAAAAGUGUUUUUCAAUGUUUUUUACUGAAAUUAAAACAGAUCUAAAAGUACAUCAUUUUUUUCGAUGCGGGUAAUAUGGACAUAUAGUGGGGGUAAUAUGAACAGGUUUGUAAUAUAUGAAGCGUAGAGGUUUACCGAUCGCGAGAGGAAUAAUUUUAUUUAACCAAGGUCUGAACUCAUCACGAAUGUCCGUUAAAUGAUGAAAAAAUCGAAUUAAUCCACCUAGAAGUGAUAUCGUGCUUUCCAGCAGUAUAAACGGACAGACCCUCAACUAUUUUGCUUUUGGUUCCAGUCAGCUUCUAAACAGUCCACAUUUGGCGAUUUGAUUUCCAUUUAUAGACGCAGGGUAUUCCUUAGGAAUAGAUUAAACAGACUUUUCACAGCUCAUCUCACUACCACUGGCAACUGUCCGUUUCACCCCACCAGUACAAUUAUUUCAAUAAUUGAAAUUUUUCCACUUAAAAAAUGAAUUUACUUUUCCGUACAUACCUAAUAUUGAUUCUCUGUUAACUCACAAACCGAAAUAUAAGCAUCAAGGAAUUGAAUUUUGAUAUUAAACCACUCAAAAUGCUUAAUAUUGAAGCAGCUAAAAUUACGUUCACACGCGGAAUCAUGCAUGAUUUUCGGUGUUUGUUUCCCUUUUCCACUUUUGAUCAGUAUUCAUUGCCAUAGGGAGGCUUAAAUAUAAUAGAAUAACAUGUAGAAAUUGUUCUCAUUAACAGAAAUCUAAAAUUCAAAAUGUAACUAUACAAAUCAACCACCUGUCCAUAUUACCCCCACUGUCAGUAUUACCCGCGGUUCCCCUACGUAUGAGAAAAUUCUAAUUACUACUCUAGGUAAAUAGGCUCAGAUUAUUUCAUGGAGAUACCUACUUUCUCAAAAAUGACUCAAACAAUUUUCGACAUGGAACAACGUAUAAAUCUAACACAUUUAACAUGAUAUGAACAGGUGUUCAUUCUACCACCACCAGGUUGUCAUUUUAACCGCACACUAAAAAUGUUUGAUAUUACAACUAUUUUUCUUUUAAAGAAAUAUGUACUAUUUUCAUUUUUUAUAACAAAAACGUUUGAUAUGUUAAACAACAAUUAAUUAAGCUAUAAUAUUCUUCAAAGAACAACGAUUGUAGCUGUAUGCGGACGCAGUAAACGAGCAUAUUCGUUAGGGUUUUCAUUUUAACCGCAUUUCCCUUAUCUCUUUCACGGUGACACUCAGUUCAUGUCUGUAAGCUAGUAAUAAAUUCAUAAUCGCUAAAUGCGCAUUAAAUUGAAUGCAAUAUUGAUUCCAAACUGGUUCGGUUCGAGUUUUGUAUUAUAGAAACUUUAAAUUUUAUACUUCUUUCUUCUCUAGCCUUGAUAAAGACCUUUUUGGAAAACAUAACCUACUCAUGCAUGAACGCUCAUGCCUUGAGAACGGCAGUCUUUGAACUCGCUCGACGCACGCCGGCAACCGAUGUUGACACGAUGACACCAGGGUUGCCACAAUAAAAUCUGUAUUUUCGACCUAAAAAAAUCGUUUUAUCUUAGUUUGUUUUCCAGAAAAUCUGUAUGGAUAUCUGUAUUGAAUUUAUAAAUCUAGUUUUUAGCCACAAUUUGAGCUUUAUUAGCACUGUUUGGCAUGGUUAUUAUACGAUGUUGAAGGUUUCCACGUAGCGCUAGAAAACGUAUACUUUGUAGUAAAAACACAAUGCUUCAUAGAGGUGUAAUGAAAGUUUAAACAGUUGCAUUUUUUCAAGCUUGUUUGCAUUGCGUUACGCAAAUACCCUUAUAAUAACAUAUUCCUGAGCAUAACUGCCAACGAAUGAAAACGUAGAUUCAAAAACUGGAUAACUAUCAGCGUAUUAAUAGGGGACAUUAUAUUGGCAUGAAGCCAUGUGCUUAGGAUAAGGACAGGUUCUGAUAGAAUUUAGUUAUGCUACAUGAAUUAAUCGGUACGUUUUCAUUUAUAUUUAUAUUUUUUGAACUUUUAUUGUUCAAACGUUUACCAAUUCAUUUCAACAAAUGGUUAUUUGUCUGUUCUCAUCCAGUUCAAAUUCAAACUCUAACGAAGAUUUUGUGGGUUCUUUAGAUUCUGCUCAAAAUUUCCAAAGUCUGAUCCUGCGUCCUUAGAUUUGAUGUAUUAAACUUUCUGCUUUCCUAGUUGGUCUGAGUAAAAUCAUUUUCAAAAUAAGUAACAUAGAUUUGCUCAUCGAGUCGUUCAAAUGAUGUAAAUCUCGAUUCGUCGUUUGGUUUCGAAUUCAACUUGAAAAUUAACACGUUCAGUUCGUUCAACGACGGGUUCCAGGGAGAUCAAGCUUGUUGCAGAUAAAUUCAGAAUGUUCAAUGAUUUGAGCUCCACUAUUUGCUGGAUUGGGUUGAACUCAAUGCAACUCGAUGGAUCUAUAGAAUGUAUCUUUCACCUGAAAAUUAUUUUCACCAAAUUCAAACGACAAUAGCUAAAAUUUUUACGUUUUCCAGCUCGGUAGACUCAUCAAUUAUGAUCGAAAAGACCGAAUUUUUCAUUUUCGCUAAAGGAAAAGUUUUCAAUGUUCAGAUUGUUAGUAUCCCUAAUCUCGUGGACUGCCUCAUUUAUGUAUUCCGCAAUGUCUGUUCCUAACAUGGACUAAACCAAUUAUUCCGUGUUGAAGGGACGCCUUGCAAUCUAAACAAAUAUUUGGGAAUCGAGAAGUCCUCACUGCAACACCAUUUAAAAACAUGAACUAUUGGAAAUUUUAUAAUUAUCUGAUUAAUAGGGAAUUUUCGAUUAAUAGGGACUCUUCAAAUCGAUUGCAAUAUAGAUCGACAUCUCGUAGAUUGAUCAAGAAAUGGCUGAGAAAUAAGCUCUCGAAAUGAACAAUUUUCGUGAAGUGAUUGGAAAAAAAUAUUAGAGUUCAUUGAAUAAAUAUAAUUAUUGUAUGAUUCUGUAUGAAAUCCUGAAAAUCUGUAAUCUGUAUCUACAGAUUCUUGGUUUGAAAAAAUCUUUAAAAAUCUGUAUAAAUACAGAUUAUUCUGUAGAUAUGGUAACCCUGGAUGACACAUUUAACCAGAUGAUGUUAAUGUUUUAUGUUUUAUGUUUUAUACGCCAAACCAUGAUGUUCCAUAAUUAUAUUGCAAUACAUUGCUAGCGAAUGUCAAAAUUGACUGGAACAAAAAUAUCAUGACUCCAUCAUUAAUUGUCUAAGCAAAAAGCGCUGAAAAUUGGACAAUUUUCAUGGCGCAAUCGAUAUUUAGUGUUUUUUAAAUUUUUAUUCUCUAAAGGAAGUUCUACGCAUAGUUGUCCCAUGUUCCAAAAUCAGCCACUGAGAAAAAUGCAAUCAAAGUUUUCUACCAUAUUUGUCUACCAGAAGCUUUAAGCAUUUCGGUUUAGCAAUACACUGGGUUUUUUUUUAUAAGCAGAGAACUAUUGUUUAAUGAAAUGUCAAAAGUUCUUCCCACUUUGAACAAACAAGCUAGAUUACGGUUCAAUUCAUUACGGUGGGACAGUUGUGAAUAGAAUAUUAGGAAGGGUGCCAAAUAAAAACAGGUCACGUUUAAGUUAACGUUAACAACUAUUUUCACUGUUAACGAAUUCUUAUGAUUUGCAUACCAAUCGAAUCAGAAACUCUCUAAGAUUUGUUUGAUAUGAUAUACAUUACAAUUCGCUAAUCUCUAAGAGGUUAAAAUUAAUGAAAACUGCAAGAAUUUCAUUUUUCCCAUACAUUUGUUCUCCCGAUAUGUGUUUGCUAACCCUACCCGUAUUUCGAAUGAAAUAUUUCUACGCGUCUAUCACAAUUAAUGAAAUAUUAUUUUUCAUGAGAUGAACAAUUGAAUAACUGUAAAAUGUCAAGCGUUAUCUAAACGCCCUAACCACAGAGCUGUGUUUCCCUAACACGGACUUCAAAAUUAAUGUGCCUGAGGGAAUCCGCUUUGCAAAUACAUGCAAGUCGGGGGUAUUUUUUGGUGUUCAGUACUUUUGUACUCGCUUUUCGUUGUGCAGACCGGAACAUGUUUCCCUUAAACGUACUUUUAAACUGAGGAGUCUGGGAAAAUAGUCAUUUCAGAUACUAGAGGUGAAUGAACUUUCGCGGUUCGAGAAGUACGUAAACAUGAGAUGAACUUUCGCGGUUCGAGAACUACGUAAAAUGAGAUGUGCAAUAAUUUCAGAGGGAAAUGUAAAAUACAAUGAUCGUUUGACAAUUCUUCCGUUCACAUAUUUUGGUAGUCCUAGACAUCAUAUCAAACGUAAAAGGACGUUAUCAAAUUUACCUGUUAACGAAGAACAUAAUCUGUUCCAAAAAUUUCGAUGCAUUUUAAGUAAUAUUCGAAGUGGUAAACAAGUGGAUUGCAUAAUAUAAUUGCGUAGUUCUACGUCGAAAAUGCGGUCGUGUCCUAGAUACAACCCCUCAAAAUUUUUCUGUGUUUUUCUGGAAGACUAUGCAUAAAAACAUCAUUUUAUGGAGAAAAUUGUCAAAAAGUAACAUGGGACAACUAUGCGCAGAAUGGCAGUAUAUAUACCCUAACACUCGAUCCUACGUCAAAACGUAUCGAACGUAUCGUUAAAAUAUUUUCAAUCCUUAAAACAACAAUUUUUAAAACAUUGGUUUUUCACUUCAGUAAUUUUGAAAUUUACAUUCACUGUGAUUCAGUAAGAUAAAGAUAAACAGUGUUAUUUUUUAUUGUAACGCUUAUCGAUAACACAGAUUUCCGUAUCUUUCGAACACGAGAAAGAAGGACAACACGCUAUGUAUGAGUAUCAAAAUAAAAAGAAAUGACUCUGUUUAGGACUGAUUCGAAAGCCAAAUAAAUAAAAUGGAUGAGAAGCGAAAAAUAUUAUUGACAUGAAUUUAAAACUUGUAUUGAAACGUUAUUUUAAAAAAUCUGUAUAUUCUUUAUGAAACUCAAAAAAACUGUAAUCUGUACAGAUUCUCGGUUUAAAAAAGCCCAAAAAUCUGUAGAAGUGCAGAUUAUUCCGAGAUACGGUAAACCAGGCUGUUGAUGCUCCAGAAUAAUAUUCUGAACUGCUUCUUCACGGCUUACUCCAUACUUCUCUGCUUUUUCCGUUGAAAUAAUAUUUCGGAUCUGCCUUGAAAUUUUGUGUCCAACAAUUCAGUUGGUUACUAGGAAGCUGGCUUUAGAGGUUCACAAUUUAUUUCGUGAUAGAUAUAAACAAAGAAGUGUCAAAACUGAGGGAUGCACACAUUUUCUUUAAGUCAUACCAUAUGAAGAUUUAAAAACAACAUUAUUAUUUUUGCAACAAAAAAAAAACAACUCUAAUGUUUACAAAAAAACAACGAUGUUCUAAUGGAAAAAUGACCUUAAUGAGUUUUGUUUUUCUAUAUUCUUAAUUGAUAUCCAGAAUAGUUUAAAAAUUUAUGAGUUUUGUUCAAAUUUUGAUUUCUAUCGGGAGUGAAUUUUUGUGCCGGUUACAGAAUAUUGCACAUAAUUUGUUUAUCACUCAUACAAUCAGGAUUUCACCAUUACUAGAACAUUGCCAGAACAGGAACAAACGCCAACAUCAAAAACUCUGAGCCUUCUGGUGUGUCCUAUUUUUGGGAUUUUCGGCUUUCCAGAGUUAAAGAUUGCUCUUCCAUUCCCUGCUUGUAACCAUAUACCUUAUCAUGUGUCAACUUGAAACGCAGGAACUGACGACCUGAGGACAGAGUAACGGUAGCCAUGCUAGUGACAGAGGAGAGAUGAAGAUCAAACCUCAUCAGGGUUAGAUGAGUGAGAUGUAACCAAUGCAAGUUUGCACAAACUUAGUUCCAUUCAUUAAUCCCGCAUCUCUAGGUUAUCAAAAUGGGUACAUUUUUCUACCGAAGAUGGUCUCUUGAAGGUUUUUGUUGGUACUUACAUAUUAGCGUCAACGGAGCCGGAGGAGAAAAUCAAUAGAUAGCAAUUUUAUUGUUCGCAAGGGCACUCCGUUAUCCUUUGUAUUGUUGUUGCCUUGUUGUUUGCAAUGUUUUAUUAUUUUUUAGUGCUACGGAAAUGUGUAUUUGGGAUUGAGGUAUUCGCAUAUCAAAGCCACCGAAGCGCAAUUUUCAUUGUGAAAUUAUUUUUUCCGAAAUGAAAUUUAUUUUAGGGUCAAUGUAAUGGUGACGAAGUCUCCAUCUAACGAAGAUAAGAAACCAAGGCGGCCCCAAGCCGCUGAGGUAACACAAUCCGAGUCGACCGCCGAACCGCCGUCGGAAGCGACGGUCUCUCGCAAGCAAACAUGUGUUCCAUUGCCCGAUUUUCUUGAAGAAGAACAUUCUUUAGAUUGGUCCGACCAAGUGUUAAACAAAUAAACCUGCUAUCUAUAGAAUUUCGACUCCGGUGACGCUAAUACGUAAGAACCGGUUUCUUUUUUCAAGUCCUAAUUCCAAACACCCGAAUUUUACUUGAAAACCAUAGGAUGCCAGCAUUGGAAUGAAAAUCAAAUCGAACUGAAAACUCAGCACCCACCAUAGACAAAACAGAGCAAAUCAACACUAGUUCUAAAUCAGGAAUCAAAACCAAAAAUCAGACUAAGACAAAUAUAAAAAUCAACAAAUGGCAGCUAGCUUAAUACUACAUUCGACGCACAAUUGUUCCAAUUUGUUACAUUAUAAAAACUGGAGAAUAAUAUUUUGAAAGAUUUUAAUAUGAAAUCGUUUUAAUUUUUUUAUUUUUGUGGAUGCUCGAGCAAAUACAGAUUCCGCUGAGAGACCAUAAUUUAUGCACAAAAUAUAAACACGCUCACACUAACGCUAUAAGCUAAGCUAAUUCUUAGGAUUAAUGUAUAUAAGUUCAAUGUUUGUGAUAAUGGGAUAUCAAAAAAAACACGAGAGCUCCGAAAUGAACCGUUAUUGAAGAUGCAAUGCGAAAGCGCUCGGAGCGAAAGAGUGCGCUCUCUUUCCGCGUUUCCUUUUGUACGAUAUGUAUUCAAUGUGAUGGAACCAACCAAAAAAACGAAACAGCUGUGUACGAAACAGCUGAAUAAUUUUAAUAAUUUACUGCGAGAAGAAAAAAUGGGGAAAAGAAAUGUGCACACGAGGCUCGAGGGCAUCAGCCAUCAAUCCCCCACCACCCCCACACGAGUGGAGUGGAUUAGAUUAUUUUUAGGUGAGGAUGUUCUGGGCGGAAAGUUGAACGCUACAGACAAAGAUUGGUAUUAUCUGUAAAUUACGUUAACUUGUUGGAUAUUGUAAUUUUAUUAGUGUAAUGGUCUAUUUUGAAGUAGGAUACUUAAACGGUAGCUGUAGUGUUGGUAGUGAUAUUAUUAGAUGGUCACGCUGAGCUCUUAGCGCUAACUAUAUAGAACAAAUUUGUUUAAACGAAUCAAAACAGUCUGUAAUAAGAUGCGUAAAGCCAAUUGUAAGAUUGAAUUUGUAUCAAUAAAACUGGACUGCAACCAUUGUAUAAGGGGUUGUAAAACAAUGUAGUGAAAGAAGACAA
Toxorhynchites rutilus septentrionalis is the source of this 14097-nucleotide messenger RNA. Its product is annotated as 5-hydroxytryptamine receptor 1-like. Gene Ontology annotation, cellular component: membrane; dendrite. Bases 1097 to 2470 code for a protein of 457 amino acids. The record is from RefSeq and is a predicted model, not a curated record. NCBI's taxonomy places the organism in Eukaryota, Metazoa, Arthropoda, Insecta, Diptera, Culicidae. Gene Ontology annotation, biological process: G protein-coupled receptor signaling pathway, coupled to cyclic nucleotide second messenger; chemical synaptic transmission. Gene Ontology annotation, molecular function: neurotransmitter receptor activity; G protein-coupled serotonin receptor activity. The transcript has a single exon.